CAUUUCCGGGAUGUUUUCUGCGCUGACCAGCCUCCAUCGCCAUUGCAGGUCCAGGGAGUCGGUGUAGCGGCACUUCGUUAGCUAGGGGAAGCCCGAAAGUAAACAGCUCAGGGACGAAUUUGAAAAAAGUACCAUCACACCGACAGCACGCUCGAGACAAGGCUCCUAGUCUAAUCCAUCUGGACUUAAGACUCGGUGGCUCCCUGGCUGUCCGACGAGGAUCUGAGUGAAGAAGCUGUAGUUUGUUAGCAUUUGAAGAAGCCGGAGGAGAGUGACAGAGGAACCGCCAUGGCUCAGAUCCUGCCUAUUCGCUUUCAGGAGCACCUGCAGCUCCAAAACUUAGGGAUCAAUCCAGCCAACAUCGGCUUCAGCACACUCACGAUGGAGUCGGACAAGUUUAUCUGUGUGCGGGAGAAGGUGGGCGAGCAGUCUCAGGUGGUGAUCAUUGACAUGGCCGACCCAAAUACACCUAUCCGCAGGCCCAUCUCAGCUGACAGCGCCAUCAUGAAUCCAGCCAGCAAGGUCAUUGCGCUCAAAGCCUCCAAAACCCUUCAGAUUUUCAACAUUGAGAUGAAGAGCAAGAUGAAGGCACACACCAUGACGGACGAUGUUACCUUCUGGAAGUGGAUCUCCCUUAACACAGUUGCACUUGUGACUGACACUGCCGUCUACCACUGGAGCAUGGAGGGUGACUCGCAGCCUGUGAAAGUCUUUGACCGCCACUCCAGCCUGGCAGGCUGCCAGAUCAUCAACUACCGCACUGACGCUAAGCAGAAAUGGCUCCUGCUCAUCGGCAUCUCAGCCCAGCAAAAUCGGGUGGUGGGAGCCAUGCAGCUCUACUCUGUUGACAGGAAAGUGUCUCAGCCCAUCGAAGGCCAUGCAGCCAGCUUUGCUCAGUUCAAGAUGGAGGGAAAUUCGGAGGAGUCUACUUUGUUCUGCUUUGCUGUCAGAGGCCAAGCUGGAGGAAAGUUGCAUAUCAUAGAAGUGGGAACUCCACCAACGGCCAACCAGCCAUUUCCAAAGAAAGCAGUGGAUGUGUUCUUUCCUCCAGAAGCCCAGAAUGACUUCCCUGUGGCCAUGCAGAUAAGCUCCAAGCAAGAUGUGGUUUUCCUUAUUACCAAAUAUGGCUACAUCCACUUGUAUGACUUGGAGACCGGCACCUGCAUCUACAUGAACCGCAUCAGUGGAGAGACCAUCUUUGUCACCGCUCCACAUGAGGCCACCUCUGGUAUCAUUGGCGUGAACAGGAAAGGACAGGUGCUGUCCGUGUGUGUGGAAGAGGAGAACAUCAUCCCCUACAUCACCAACGUCUUGCAGAAUCCAGACCUGGCUCUCCGCCUAGCUGUCCGCAACAACCUCGCCGGCGCUGAAGAGCUCUUUGCGCGCAAGUUCAACAACCUUUUUGCUGCUGCCAACUUCUCUGAGGCUGCCAAAGUAGCUGCCAAUGCACCAAAGGGUAUCCUUCGUACCCCAGACACCAUCCGUCGCUUCCAGAGUGUUCCAACCCAGCCAGGCCAGACCUCCCCCUUGCUCCAGUACUUUGGUAUCCUGUUGGACCAGGGCCAACUCAACAAGUUUGAGUCCCUGGAGCUCUGCAGGCCCGUCCUGCAGCAGGGGCGAAAGCAACUUCUGGAGAAGUGGCUGAAGGAAGACAAGUUGGAGUGCUCAGAGGAACUUGGUGACCUGGUGAAGGCAGUGGAUCCUACCUUGGCUCUCAGUGUCUACCUGAGGGCCAACGUCCCAAACAAAGUCAUUCAGUGUUUUGCAGAGACUGGUCAGUUCCCCAAGAUCGUCCUGUACGCCAAGAAGGUGGGCUACACUCCAGACUGGAUCUUUCUGCUGAGGAAUGUUAUGAGGAUCAACCCAGAACAAGGACUGCAGUUUGCCCAGAUGCUUGUUCAGGAUGAAGAGCCGCUGGCUGACAUCACACAGAUCGUGGAUGUGUUCAUGGAGUACAACCUGAUCCAGCAGUGCACGUCAUUCCUCCUGGACGCGUUGAAGAACAACAGACCCUCAGAAGGACCACUGCAGACUCGGCUGCUGGAGAUGAACCUCAUGCAUGCUCCACAGGUUGCUGAUGCUAUCCUAGGUAACCAAAUGUUCACCAACUACGAUCGUCCCCACAUCGCCCAGCUGUGUGAGAAGGCUGGACUCCUGCAAAGGGCGCUGGAGCACUACACUGACCUGUACGACAUCAAGCGCGCUGUUGUGCACACACACCUGCUCAACCCAGAGUGGCUGGUGAACUUCUUUGGCUCCCUGUCAGUCGAAGACUCUCUGGAGUGCCUCAGGGCCAUGUUGUCAGCCAACAUCCGCCAGAACCUGCAGAUCUGUGUCCAGGUGGCUUCCAAGUACCACGAGCAGCUCAGCACACAGUCUCUCACUGAGCUCUUUGAGUCAUUCAAGAGCUUUGAAGGUUUGUUCUACUUCCUGGGCUCUAUUGUGAACUUCAGUCAGGACCCUGAAGUUCACUUCAAAUACAUCCAGGCCGCUUGCAAGACAGGCCAGAUAAAAGAGGUGGAGAGGAUCUGUCGAGAGAGCAACUGCUACGACCCAGAGCGCGUCAAAAACUUCCUCAAGGAAGCCAAACUCACCGACCAGCUGCCGCUCAUCAUCGUUUGUGACCGUUUCGACUUUGUCCAUGACCUGGUCCUCUACCUGUAUCGCAACAACCUGCAGAAGUACAUUGAGAUCUAUGUUCAGAAGGUGAACCCUAGCCGUCUGCCUGUUGUGGUUGGUGGUCUGUUGGACGUGGACUGCUCCGAGGACGUCAUUAAGAGUCUGAUCCUGGUCGUCAGGGGACAGUUUUCCACUGAUGAACUGGUCGCUGAGGUUGAAAAGAGAAACAGACUGAAGCUGCUGCUGCCAUGGCUGGAGUCUCGUAUCCAUGAAGGCUGCGAAGAGCCAGCCACCCACAAUGCCCUAGCCAAGAUCUACAUCGACAGCAACAACAACCCAGAACGCUUCCUGCGGGAAAACCCGUUCUAUGACAGCCGUGUGGUGGGAAAGUACUGCGAGAAGAGAGACCCCCACCUGGCCUGUGUGGCCUAUGAGAGAGGACAAUGUGACCAGGAGCUGAUCAAUGUGUGCAAUGAGAACUCCCUGUUCAAGAGCCUUUCUCGCUAUUUGGUCCGUCGCAAAGAUCCCGAGCUGUGGGCUAGCGUGCUGCUCGAGACCAACCCCUUCAGAAGACCACUCAUUGACCAAGUUGUGCAAACAGCACUGUCAGAAACCCAGGACCCAGAGGAGGUGUCAGUCACAGUCAAGGCCUUCAUGACCGCAGAUUUACCGAAUGAGCUCAUUGAGCUGCUGGAGAAGAUUGUAUUGGACAACUCCGUCUUCAGUGAACACAGAAAUCUGCAGAAUCUGCUGAUCCUGACUGCUAUCAAAGCUGACCGCACUCGUGUGAUGGAGUACAUCAGCAGGCUAGACAACUAUGACGCUCCUGAUAUCGCAAACAUCGCCAUCAGCAACGAGCUCUUUGAGGAGGCCUUUGCCAUUUUCAAGAAGUUUGACGUCAACACCUCUGCUGUGCAGGUGCUGAUCGAGCAUAUUGGCAACCUGGACCGGGCCUAUGAGUUUGCAGAACGCUGCAAUGAGCCAGCUGUGUGGAGCCAGCUGGCUAAGGCUCAGCUACAGCAAGGCCUCGUUAAGGAGGCCAUCGACUCCUACAUCAAAGCUGAUGACCCCUCUGCGUACAUGGAGGUGGUGCAGGCUGCUGACAAAAGUGGUAACUGGGAGGACUUGGUCAAAUUCCUUCAGAUGGCUCGUAAGAAGGCCCGUGAGUCCUACGUUGAAACAGAACUCAUCUUUGCUUUGGCCAAAACCAAUCGCCUGGCAGAGCUGGAAGAGUUUAUUAAUGGACCCAACAAUGCUCACAUCCAGCAGGUCGGUGAUCGCUGCUAUGAUGAGAAAAUGUACGAUGCCGCAAAGCUGCUGUACAACAAUGUGUCCAACUUUGGCCGUUUGGCUUCGACCCUCGUGCACCUUGGGGAGUACCAGGCUGCAGUGGACGGCGCCCGUAAGGCCAACAGCACCCGCACCUGGAAAGAGGUGUGCUUCGCCUGCGUGGAUGGAAAGGAGUUCAGACUGGCCCAGAUGUGUGGUCUCCACAUUGUUGUUCACGCUGAUGAGCUGGAGGAGCUGAUCAACUACUAUCAAGACCGCGGUUACUUUGAGGAGCUGAUCACAAUGCUGGAAGCUGCCCUGGGCCUGGAGCGCGCUCACAUGGGAAUGUUCACAGAGCUGGCCAUCCUCUACUCCAAGUUCAAGCCCCAGAAGAUGAGAGAGCAUCUGGAGCUCUUUUGGUCCAGAGUUAACAUUCCAAAGGUGCUGAGAGCAGCAGAGCAGGCGCACCUGUGGGCCGAGCUGGUCUUCCUCUACGACAAGUAUGAGGAGUUCGAUAACGCCAUCAUCACCAUGAUGAACCACCCAUCAGACGCCUGGAAGGAGGGACAGUUCAAAGACAUCAUCACAAAGGUGGCCAACGUGGAGCUGUACUACAAAGCCACCCAGUUCUAUCUGGAGUUUAAGCCCUUGUUACUGAAUGAUUUGCUCAUAGUGCUUUCUCCCAGACUGGACCACUCCCGUGCUGUCAACUUCUUCAGCAAGGUGAAACAGCUGCCUCUGGUCAAACCAUACCUGCGGUCAGUACAGAGCCACAACAACAAAUCAGUCAAUGAAGCACUUAACAAUCUCUUCAUCAUCGAGGAGGACUAUCAGGCUCUGAGAACAUCAAUAGAUGCCUACGACAACUUUGACAACAUCUCGCUGGCCCAGCGCUUGGAGAAGCACGAGCUGAUUGAGUUCAGGCGAAUCGCCGCCUACCUCUUCAAGGGUAACAACCGCUGGAAACAGAGUGUGGAACUCUGCAAGAAGGAUAAACUCUAUAAGGAUGCCAUGCAGUAUGCAUCAGAGUCCAAGGACACAGAGCUGGCAGAGGAGCUGCUGUCCUGGUUCCUCAUGGAGAACAAGAGGGAGUGUUUCGCCGCCUGCCUGUUUACCUGCUAUGACCUGCUGCGGCCUGACGUGGUUCUGGAGACCGCCUGGAGGCACAACAUCAUGGACUUUUCUAUGCCAUACUUCAUUCAGGUCAUGAGGGAAUACCUCAGCAAGGUAGAUAAUCUAGAAACCUCAGAGUCCGUAAGGAAAGAGGAGGAGCAGGCAACAGAGACGCAACCCAUCGUCUACGGCACACCACAGCUGAUGCUGACGGCGGGUCCCACCGUACCUGUGCCCCCUCAGCAAGCCUACGGCUACGGCUACCAGGCACCUGCAGGAUACGUUCAGCCGGCCGCUCAGCCUGGCUUUGGCUACAGCAUGUAAAGACCCCACCCCCCACCCCCCCCUCUCCACAUAUAGGCCGGAGCGACCAUCCAUCCAUCUCCCACAGUCCUUCACCAGACCAUUUCUGUUUCUCUGCCCUCUGCAGGGAGCUCGGGAUAAUACCGAUAAACUUUUUUUUCCAAUUUUAAACUGUCAUGAAGGACUCAGUUUUAUUUGUCGUCAAAGAAAAGAUUGAAUCACAAAGAUUAAUUUCUCACAUUCCUUUUUGACUAGAUUCUUUUUUCUUUUGUUUAUUUUAUUUGAUUGGGAAAUGGUUUAUGUACAACAGGGGGUCUUGUGAGAAGAGCUAGUCCUCUUCGAGUUAAAAAAAAAAAAAAAAAGGUCUGUUGUGAAGCAUCUGAUUUGCACUCUGUAGUGAGAAGAAAUUAAUGUAGAAUCUCUUUUUCCUUUUGUGUGUGUGAGCAGCUUCUUCUGUCCGACUGUAAAAUGCAUUUAAUUAUUGUAUAUUCAGACACACAAACUGCUACCGUGUUCUUCUAUAUUUGAACAUAAGACUGCCGCUUCCAUUGACCACAGUCCUGAAACACUACGUCGUACCUGUCAAGUCCCCCAAACUCCCACUCCGGGGUUAAUUCUUGACGAAAUUCCGAGAGAGUAUUUUACAUACGAUUUUCAGGAAAGGUUCUUUCUUUCCGGCAAAGCCUAUGCAGGACUCUCCAAACAAAUCUGCAGUCCGAUCGCCAUGUGCUUUAAACUCGAACAUGGGACCAUUCCAUCUCAGGAGGUACUGCAGACCUGUUUGACAAACACGCCCCAUGCCGCCUCUUUAUGCUGCAGUUUGUUUCUGCUGGAUAUCUGUUAUUGAGGGUGCAGGAGAGAUUUUGUCAAACCUAAUGCUCCUCACAUCCUGUCGUGUGUCGCCUUUAGCUUUUUCAGUUCAACCCGCUCAUCUUCACAAACAGUAUCACAGACUUGUGGUAAUUUGAAGAUUUUAUUAAAGGCUUGCGUGUAUACAAGAAAUCAAUCAUUAACUCCUUUGAGCUUAUAUUCUUAUCUAAAUUACCUUAGAUUGAAAUUGUGCACUUAAGAUACUUGAUUGUGCAUUAUCAGGAUCAUAAUGAAUGAAACAGCAGUUUUGUUUUCCACUUAACAAUAAAGGCUUCUUGUUUGUCAAGAA
Messenger RNA from Pleuronectes platessa (European plaice), 6463 nucleotides. RefSeq names its product clathrin, heavy chain a (Hc) (gene cltca). Gene Ontology annotation, cellular component: clathrin coat of trans-Golgi network vesicle; clathrin coat of coated pit; clathrin complex. Gene Ontology annotation, biological process: receptor-mediated endocytosis; intracellular protein transport; mitotic cell cycle. Bases 289 to 5325 code for a protein of 1678 amino acids. The transcript has 30 exons. Gene Ontology annotation, molecular function: clathrin light chain binding; structural molecule activity. The record is from RefSeq and is a predicted model, not a curated record. Lineage: Eukaryota; Metazoa; Chordata; Actinopteri; Pleuronectiformes; Pleuronectidae.